GCCCAGCGCUUCCGCCCGGCCCUCGGUGCUGUGGGCGGAAGCGGCGGAGCGGCCGCGGCCCGAGGCGGGUCUUGGGGGCUUGUGUGAGGGCGAGGGCUCCUGGCGGACGUCCUCGCUGGCGGCGGUGCCAUGUCGGCGCUCCCGAGGAGCUACAACCCGUUCGCGGAGGACGAGGAGGAGGAUGUGGCGCCGGCGGGUCCCGGCGGCGCGGGCGGCGCGGACCGGCAGCGGUACCUGCAGCAGGAGGUGCUGCGCCGCUCCGCCGCCACCGCCGACAGCACCACCCGCUCCCUGUCGCUUCUCUACGAGUCCGAGCGCAUCGGCGUGGCCGCCUCCGAGGAGCUCGUCCGGCAGGGGGAGGCUCUGAGGCGCACGGAGCAGAUGGUGGAUAAAAUGGACCAGGACUUGAAAACGAGUCAAAGGCACAUCAACAGCAUCAAGAGUGUUUGGGGGGGCUUGGUGAACUACUUCAAAGCCAAACCUCCAGAGAGCAAGCCAGAGCAGAAUGGAGCCCCUGAAUAUUGUGCUAACAGCAGGUUAAAAGAAGCAAUGAUGUCUAGUAAAGAACAAGAGUCAAAAUACCAGGAAAGCCAUCCAAAUUUAAGGAAGCUUGAUAAUUCAGAUGAUGAUUUCAACAAAGCAGAUUUAGUUUCCUCAGUGCAAAAGGAUGCCUACCCAAAGAACCAACAACUGCGAGCUUACCACCAGAAGAUUGAUACCAACUUAGAUGAGAUGUCCUCUGGGCUGAGUCGCCUGAAAAGCCUUGCUCUUGGCCUGCAGACUGAAAUAGAAGAGCAGGAUGAUAUGUUGGAUCGGCUCACAAAGAAAGUAGAGACACUGGAUGUCAACAUUAAAAACACUGACAGGAAAGUCCGACAACUUUAAAGGAUUUUUAGAGUUUCUUUUGUGCAGUGUUGGUUCAUCCUGAAUGCCUCAUCUCAACCGAUCUCAUAAAGAAAAUCUUGGGCGGUAUCUGUUUCUCUUUUUUCUGCUAUGUUACUGGUUUUGUUGUCAUUAAAAUUAUAUGGUCUUAAGUCAGCACAAUACUUUACAUGUCCUCCUAGUCUACGUGGGAAGAGUGCAUGUGGAGUAAAAUCUGUCUGUGUUGGGUGAGGAUGCCCCUCUCAGUUGUGUAACUGCGCCGUGUGCGCGGGGAAUUCGCGCUCCACAAAGCUGCAGUGUCCUUGGCCGGGAGCUGGGAUGAGAAAGGGAACGGCAUUUUCGGGAGGAGGCGGGGGGAACAGGAUGUGCUGCUUUGUUCAGAACAAAUGUUGCUAAUUCUGUUUACCUACAGAUAUGUUAAAUUCAGAAAAAAAUGAUUUCCAGCUGUAAAAAUAUUUUAAGUGACUGUUCUGUGGCAUUUCUGGGGCUUAAGGAAUGAACUGUUCUGUGGAAGGCGUGAAAUAUCAAGGGUGUCAUGCAGUAAUGGUAAUAUCCUGUGUGUGCUCCCUUUCCUAAGAUGAAUUUGCCCAAAUGGUGCAUCCACAAAUUGUGGUUUUUAUGUUUGGGUAACUAAACAUUGCUGCCUUUACAGUCUUGUCAGUAAAGAUCUCUAAGGGUAUCUUAUGGUCUGUGAGAAAUGUUCAUUGACAGUGACACAAAAAGUUUGGAUAACAAAAUCAGAACUUAAAUGUAUGUGCUCUUAAAGAUUCUUUUGCAGAAAUGGUCACCAUCUGUUUUCAAUUUUCUGCUCUUUCUCAGCUUAUUCAUUCAGGUGGUUAUUUGGAAAAACAGCUUCCAUUUUAGAAAUGGAGAGUUGCUGUGAUAGUGCACAGAUUGUAGAAGAUUGUUCUUUAGCAUUGAUUUCAGAUGUGAUUACAGAAGGAGCAGAUGCUGUGCUUUGCUAAGUAAUGUGACUGUUAGGAAACUCCACUAUGGUUCACAUGCAUCUGCCUUGGCUUAGCAGGUAUGAAUAGUUCCUGCAAAUGAACAAAAGCCCAAAACCAUUUUUGAGUCUUCCAGAUAGAAUUUGGGCCUUGCACUUUGUUUUGUUCUUUUGUAAGGGUCACUGUAGAACAAAAUGAUCACAAUUCUGCUCCAGCCUGAAGAUGUGACAGGGAGAACUUGCUGUCUGUGUUGAAAACGAGCAAGGUACUCCUGUCUGGAGAGGCCAAGGGACCUGUGUCAGUAUUGAAACAUCACCAGUGACAGUGAAUGGCAAGGAAGAGAUUGUUACUUCUUUGGAACUAAUGCCACACUGCCUUAUGAACUAAAGAAGGAAUUUGGUGUUCUGGGCUAUCAAGUUUGUCCCCUUCAUGGAUGUCCCAUUUGCACCUCCCUAGUUCCUUUUUCAAGGAGUUUGUUACCUUGAGCUCACUCGGCACAAGGUGCAUCCAGUUGUUAAGAGAAAUGGAGCCGUUCUUAUUUCACUGUGUCUCCAGAAAGUUCACCUGUAGGAAAAUCAAUCACUAAAAAAGUUACUCUUAUUGGACAUAGUAUUAUGGAAAAAAUACUAUUUCUGGCAUACUGGCAGGGUUGAGUUGUGAAUUAGAUUUAAGGUGAGCCUCUGUUUCCUUUGUUACUGAUGGCAUUGAUUUAAGUCCUCCCCAAAAAAAUCUCUUUUGGAGGGACAUAAAACGUCAAGAGCAAUUGAGUACCUUUAAUUGCUUGUUAAUUUUUCAGUUUGUAUCAUUUAUGCACAUUAAGAAUUAUAACUAGUCUGUUAAUUUUAAUAUAUCAUUUUACUAUUUGGGUUUAUACCAUGAUUAAUUAUCUCACUCUGUCUGUUAGAAUAUUUAUUAAUUAUAUGAUUUGAUGUCUCAAGAAAGUUGAUACAUUUAUUUAGUAAAUUAUACAGUUGUUAGUAUUCAUAUGUUAAGUACCUCAGUGAAGGAAGAUCAAAUUUUUGAUUACACCUGGAUUAGUUUCUUAUUUGUGUUAAUAACACUCCUUUUAGUGUGAAAUCUGCCUUCGCCUGUAAGCAACCAUGUCACAGCUCAGUGUUUGCUGAAGUAAAAGGAUGGACACUGAGACUUUCUUGACUGAGUUAUGGCAAAUGGAGGAAAAAUGUCACUGGAGGAUCGGGUUGUGUUAUGUGUAGUAAGAAUUCUGGAGCUUGAAUCCAAGAAAAAUCUUUGAUUUAAGGGUGAAGUGUGCUGCCUUUCUGAUGUAAGCUAUUCCAUUUUUAGUCAACAUUAUUUCACAAAAUUAACUCAAGUUUUUGAGCAAAUGUUUUGUUCUGUUGGCCUUAUGAAACAUUCAAUGCAUCCUGGAUAUCUUUGAUGCCUUUAAAAACACAGGCAGGGAAGGGGAAUAAAAUAUAAAUCCCUGUUUCUGCUUUGGGAAUAAAAAAUAAAUCCCUGUUUGUGCUUUGAGAACUCUGUGGUCCAAGCAGAGUAGAAACCCAGGAUCUCAGCCAUGUAGAAUUGAUACAGAUGUCUAACUCUUCAUGUCUUCUAAUCCCAUUCACUGCCUCAGUAAUGUAUCCUGCCUUUGCUUAGGUUUUCUUGCUCUAUUUGUUAUUUUUGUUUGGUUUUAAUGGCCUUGUUUUAAAGGAUCAUUUCCCACAUGGGUUUCUUUUGCAGGGGGAAAAAGAUGGUGCCUGGAUAUAAAAGAAUUUCUGCUACAAACCGAAUUGCUUGUCUCUGCUUUCAUAUUGAUUUUUGCAGAUAACAAACUUAAGUCUGACAUGAGGAGACACCACUAUUUUAUAAUAGUGAUGAUGUUUUUUAUCUCUUGGAAUAACUUUCCAUCCUACAGGAAAAGGAAAUUGAAAGGAAAAUAACCACAUGAUUUUAGCUUUUCCAGGAAAUGCCAUUUUGCAUGUAUAAUGAAGGAUUUUCAGUAUCUUUUCUUUCUGUUUCCUGAGAUGGAGUUUUAUUUCUUCUUGGAUACUGUUGAAAAACUUUAACUGUGUAGAGUCCAGGACUUUCAGAAGAAGUUUAAUUUGCACUCACGUGCUAAUUUUUAAUAAAAUAAAUUAUUUUGCCUGCAUAUUUGUGUUGGCAUAUAAGCUGAUGUUCCUGCAGCAAAAUAGCUCUGGUUAAUUUUAUUGGCUUGGUAGAAGUUGAAUAAGGUCAGAAGAAAAUGGCAAAAAAAACCCCAUUUUAAUUAUUCUUUAUAAAAGGCAAUUUGCCAGUUUCUCAAAAAGUUUGCUAAUCAAUUCUGAAGAUAUCUUAAACAUUGGGAAAUAGCAUAUACCCUUCAUGACGCAGACAUAAAAUUCUAAAAGCAGCAAGGAAAAAGAACAGGAAUAACCAGUAUCUGAUGACUAGACUCCUAGGUGUAUUUGGUUUUUGAAUUUCCUGAGCAUUGAAUUAAAUCUUGUAAGAAAUGCUAUGUAGCUGAAUUUUAGUCUGUACACACAGAUUUUUUUGCUGUGCUGAGCUGUAGUGGCCCUUCUGAAAUCGCUGGGGACACGAUGAUGUCAGGGGUUCUUUUAAUGUGUGAAAUUCACCUGAAAUAUUUUGCUGCCUAGUAGUUUUUGUGAAGUGAUGUCAUUUGUUAAAUGGUGAAAUAGAAAAUAUUUUCCAACCAGUCUGCCUUCUGAACAAACAUUUUUGUAGGCAUUUUUACAAGCAUAACAUCAUAUGGAAGAUAUAUGUUGAUUUUUACUUUGAAAUACAUAGGACUUAAUUUUCAAACCACAGGUAGUGAUUAUUUGUGUCUAUGGCUUUUUAAAAUAGAACUUUAAUUCUGUGCCACCCAGGUAUAACACUUUUUGUACAAGUCAAAUUGCAUUAUCUUUUAUUUAAAUGCUCAACUGGACUGUAGCUCAGCAGUUUAAGAAAUUGAAUGGAAUGACAGUCAAUAAAAGGUGCUUAUUAUUAAUGAA
This is a messenger RNA of Prinia subflava (tawny-flanked prinia), 4774 nucleotides long. RefSeq names its product synaptosome associated protein 29 (gene SNAP29). Gene Ontology annotation, molecular function: syntaxin binding; SNAP receptor activity. Lineage: Eukaryota; Metazoa; Chordata; Aves; Passeriformes; Cisticolidae. The coding region runs from base 130 to 885 and encodes 251 amino acids. The record is from RefSeq and is a predicted model, not a curated record. The transcript has 5 exons. Gene Ontology annotation, biological process: exocytosis; synaptic vesicle fusion to presynaptic active zone membrane; synaptic vesicle priming. Gene Ontology annotation, cellular component: SNARE complex; plasma membrane.